CAUCAGAACCCAUGGUGCACUGGAGGACCCGGGUUUUCUACCCUUCUGCCACCCUGACUGGAUCCUGGGCACUGGCUGGGGUCUGGUCGACUCGGAGAUGGGCUGGGUUGGGUGGUAUCCACUCAGCUCGGCUCAACCUCAGGCCCUGAGAAGUCCAGGUGCCAGUCUCAAAUUGAGCCUUUCAUUGGCUUUCUCUCUGCCCUUCCCCGCCCUCCUGACCUCUGCCCCUUUUGUCGAGCUGUCUGAUUGGUUGUCCCUGGUCCCCGGGGCGUCUCAUUGGUGGUUCUUCCUCGCCCUGCAUCCCUGCUCUUGCACUGGUCUCCAUCUCCCAGCAGAAGGCGCAGCCAUGAAUCCGUUAUUUGGCCCCAACCUCUUCCUCCUACAGCAGGAGCAGCAGGGCCUGGCGGGGCCGCUGGGUGACCCUCUGGGAAGUGACCACUUCUCUGGGGGAGGAGACGUGUCUCCGUCGCCGCUCGCCCCACCGGGCCCACCUCCCUACUCGCCGCCGGGGUCCGGCCCAGCACCCCCUGCCGCCAUGGCCCUCCGCAACGACCUGGGCUCCAACAUCAAUGUGCUUAAGACACUGAACCUCCGCUUCCGUUGCUUCCUGGCCAAGGUGCACGAGCUGGAGCGCCGCAACCGGCUGCUGGAGAAGCAGCUGCAGCAGGCGCUGGAGGAGGGUAAGCAGGGCCGGCGGGGCCUGGCUCGCCGCGACCAGGCGGUGCAGACCGGCUUCGUCAGCCCUAUCCGGCCCCUGGGGCUGCCCCUGGGCUCCCGGCCGGCCGCCGUCUGCACCCCGUCGGCGCGGGUGCUGGGCUCGCCCGUGCGCUCUCCGGCUGGCCCCCUCGCGCCCUCCGCCUCCUGCCACUCGUCGCCCUCCACCUCUACCUCCGCUGCCUUCUCGUCGGCCCGCUUCAUGCCCGGCACCAUCUGGUCCUUCUCUCACGCCCGCCGGCUCGGGCCGGGACUGGAGCCCACGCUAGUGCAAGGGCCUGGCCUCUCGUGGGUGCACCCCGACGGGGUGGGCGUCCAGAUCGACACUAUCACCCCCGAGAUCCGCGCGCUCUACAACGUACUGGCCAAAGUGAAGCGCGAGCGGGACGAGUACAAGCGGAGGUGGGAAGAGGAGUACACGGUGCGGAUGCAGCUGCAGCAGCGGGUGAAUGAGCUCCAGGAGGAAGCCCAGGAGGCUGACGCCUGCCAAGAGGAGCUGGCGAUGAAGGUGGAGCAGUUGAAAGCUGAGCUAGUCGUCUUCAAGGGGCUCAUGAGCAAUAACCUGACAGAGCUAGACACGAAGAUCCAGGAGAAGGCCAUGAAGGUGGACAUGGACAUCUGCCGCCGCAUCGACAUCACGGCCAAACUCUGCGACGUGGCACAGCAGCGCAACUGUGAGGACGUGAUCCAGAUGUUCCAGGUGAGGCCAGGGGCAGGCCGCCCUGUGGCCCACUCCUCCUGGUGCCUCAGGCCCGAUGGGGAUGAGGAGGAGAGCGCAGCCCUCAGCAUCAACGAGGAGAUGCAGCGUAUGCUCAACCAGCUGAGGGAGUAUGAUUUUGAGGACGACUGUGACAGCCUGACGUGGGAGGAGACUGAGGAGACCCUGCUGCUUUGGGAGGAUUUCUCAGGCUAUGCCAUGGCAGCCGCAGAGGCCCCGGGAGAGCAGGAAGACAGCUUGGAGAAGGUGAUUAAGGAUACGGAGUCUCUGUUCAAAACCCGAGAGAAAGAAUAUCAGGAAACCAUUGACCAGAUAGAGCUGGAACUGGCCACGGCCAAGAAUGACAUGAACCGGCACCUGCACGAGUACAUGGAGAUGUGCAGCAUGAAACGGGGCUUGGACGUGCAGAUGGAGACCUGCCGCCGGCUCAUCACUCAGUCUGGAGACCGAAAGUCUCCUGCUUUCACUGCGGUCCCACUUAGUGAGCCACCACCACCGCCAAGCGAGACUGAGGACUCCGAUCGCGAUGUCUCAUCUGAUAGCUCCAUGAGAUAGGGACCUGCCUUGGGCUUCUGUGGGGACCCACCCUUAUGGGAAUGCACCUCAGAAGGGAAGCUUCAUUUGUCCUGCUGUACCAAGUCUGACCCCUGGGGACAGGGCCUCUUCCUCCCUCGGGCGCCCUCCCUUGGUCCUUGGCCUCUCCAGGGUUCUAGGGUAUCUGAAGCGAAGCUUGGCCUGCCCUUCCUGGGCGACUCCCACCACAGCUGGGGCUCUCUUGCCUCCAUGCGUGGGUGUCAGCUACUCUCCAUCUUAUAAAUGCUGCCAGCGCAAUUGUGGCCCCGUAACUUGUCUACUGAGUAACGAAUGUGAUUGUCAGAUCCUCCUUCCACUCCUGUGACCUAGAGUCAGCCAGCUCAUGUCUGUGACUCUGUACUGGUGCCAACUGGCCCAGGCACAGGUAUGACAUGGGUUAGUUCUGUGGCUUACACAGCAGAUGCAGUGGGAGAGCUUUCCCUCCAUGUUGUAGGUGGAGGGAAACGGGACUGGCCAGGGUGCUGUCCUCCCUCCGCUGAGUGCUCCAGUCACCUGCCUGUGGACAGCAGUGAUGUGGCUGUGAUCCCUCCCUUGUGGAAGUGCCAUGCAUCGAAGGGGCCUCAGUGCCCCUAGUCUUGGAGGCUUCUGGGUCUGACUCAGUGCAGCAUCGUGGAGACAGGAGCACUUGCUUAUCCCGUCACUGCUGAGUGACACAGAAAAGUGAAGCUACUUGUGUGUGCACGUGGGUGCGUUCGUAUUACAUAUCAACUGAAGAUGUGCCUCAUCUGUGUCAUACACUGAGACCAACAGGCUAAGAUGUCCCAAACUUGUAAAACCUUGGGAGAAAUUGGGGAGAUGAGAUUGAGACCUCAGCAUAACUGCCUGGAGGAGGCUGUGCUGAGCUGAUAUUUGAAUGGAAUCUUUAUUAAGAAUGAAACUGGCAAGUAUUUAUUGAACACUUGUGUCACUGUUUCAAGCACUGUGUUGGUAGCUACACAAUCCUCUCCAUGAGGCAUGUAGUAGUUUUCCCAU
Molecule: messenger RNA, 2998 nt
Organism: Pteropus alecto (black flying fox)
Lineage: Eukaryota; Metazoa; Chordata; Mammalia; Chiroptera; Pteropodidae
Gene: IFFO1
Product: intermediate filament family orphan 1
Exons: 9
Coding region: 98-1987 (629 amino acids)
Source: RefSeq, a predicted model, not a curated record